Messenger RNA from Vigna radiata var. radiata (mung bean), 615 nucleotides. RefSeq names its product ethylene-responsive transcription factor 13-like. NCBI's taxonomy places the organism in Eukaryota, Viridiplantae, Streptophyta, Magnoliopsida, Fabales, Fabaceae. The transcript has 2 exons. Gene Ontology annotation, biological process: regulation of DNA-templated transcription; ethylene-activated signaling pathway. Gene Ontology annotation, molecular function: DNA-binding transcription factor activity; DNA binding. Bases 10 to 615 code for a protein of 201 amino acids. The record is from RefSeq and is a predicted model, not a curated record.
UGUACAACCAUGAACCCUCAUGCUUCAAACACCCACUUGAAUGCUCCUCAUCUCUCCGACCUCCCUGCAACGACGCCGUUUCAGGAUGCGUCGCCAUCGUUAUGGCCCACGGCGCUGUCCAGCCGCAGCUCCAGCUUCCGGAGCAUUUUCUCCGCCGAGAACUGGGCGGAGCUGCCGCUGAAAGAGGACGACGCUGACGACAUGGUUAUCUACGGCACUCUGCUUGAGGCCGCCGCCACCACCGGAUGGUUCCCGGAAAAUGGCAGUGGGGUGAGCAAAGUUGCAGUUAAAAAGGAAAAUGGGGGUGAAAGCAGUGGCACCAAAGGCGGGAGUGGAACUCACGCGCCUCCGGUGAAGGGGUUGAGCUACCGAGGCGUGCGGAGGAGGCCGUGGGGGAAGUUUGCGGCGGAGAUAAGAGAUGCUAAGAGGAAUGGUGUGAGAGUGUGGCUUGGAACCUAUGAAACUGCUGAGGACGCAGCUUUGGCUUAUGAUCGAGCUGCGUUUCGAAUGCACGGCUCCAAAGCAAAGCUCAAUUUUCCACAUUUGAUUGGUUCGGAUGAAGCCGAACCAGUUAGGGUUACAUCAAAGAAACGUCCGUUGAAUGUUUUACCAUAA